Molecule: messenger RNA, 1027 nt
Organism: Serpula lacrymans var. lacrymans S7.9
Lineage: Eukaryota; Fungi; Basidiomycota; Agaricomycetes; Boletales; Serpulaceae
Exons: 4
Coding region: 1-909 (302 amino acids)
Biological process (GO): inositol phosphoceramide metabolic process
Cellular component (GO): Golgi membrane; inositol phosphoceramide synthase complex
Molecular function (GO): inositol phosphoceramide synthase regulator activity
Source: RefSeq, a predicted model, not a curated record
AUGCUUCGUCCUGAAUGGAGGCUGUGGCCUGUUUCCUCGUUUCUCGGUGCCUUUGACCUCAAGACGGGUGUCACUAUAGUUCUGCUUUUUGCUUUGCUUAACAAGGUUGCUGGAGUGUAUGGUUUGAUUGCCUUGUUGACGGGUGCUGGAGGCUCUUUUGCUCAGCUAAGUUUGUACAUCUACUCCGUCCUGGGGUUGGUAGCAUUUGUAUGGGGUUUGAAAGUAGUAAAGGAAGAGGAAGCCAAGCACAGCCUCUAUGUUGCGCAUCUUUUCUUUGCAGAUCACGUAUUCUCCACAUCUUGGACUAUCUUUUUUGCCGUGGUGUGGUGGUUGUAUACUCCUCAUGACGGACGGCGUCAAGCAAAUUCUCCAGCUCAAGACCAAAUCAGAAAGGGCGGAAUCGGCCUCAAUCAUACCUUAACUGACGCAGAGCGCGAAGUUGCAGCGAACAUAAUAUGGAACCAAGAAAAAGGCACCGCUGCAGCUGUCAUUGCUAUAUCGUGGUUGGCCAAAAUUUACUUCGCAAUCCUUCUCUAUUCAUACGCCGCCCAUCUUCGAAAGGGCUCAUAUCGCUCUCUCCCACACUCGCGGCCAAAUACUGCAAUGCCAUCUAAUACCUAUGAAACGGCGCUGACAGAAGAAGACGAAGAUAUCGAGCAGUUCUAUCGAACCCCCACAAGACGAGAGGGGGCCGGGUCCGUAUCUAGUAUGACCGACUUCUUAAGCGCGCCCGGACGGGGAAGACGGGGCUCUACGAAGAGCUCGUUGGGCAAGAACAUCGCAUCUUACAGUUCGAGUUCACAAGGCGAGGGAUCUCGCGAGGUCCUAUUUGACGAGGAUGACGGACGGAUGAGUAGUAAAGAUGGCGAUGGAGGUUCUGAAAGCUCGAGUAGUCGUGUGCGACGAUGAUAAAGCGUCAGGUAGAGUUGGUGGCAUGAAUCUAGUACCUAAUUAAUUUUGAUACAUUGGACACCAAGGCUCUAUUGAUAAAUCCUAUUUAUCGAGGAUAUACCCUUCCUUUGCGAUC